AUGAAUAUGGACGACACUAUCACAUGCAGUGAAUCCUUGCUAUCGAACCAUCAAAAGGAUACAGAAAAUCAUGUAGAAGAUACAGAAGACGACUAUUCCGAAUCUGGAACUUGUAUCAAUUCAAUACUCUCAGAAACAUCAACGGUUGCCUCAUCAAGUAAGUCAAAUUUCAAAAUGAUAAACGAGAAAGAAAGGAUUGGCGAGCUCAAAAGAAAAAUGAUGCUUCUACUGAGUAAGUACGAUCACAUGAGUGAUGAAAUUGAAGCAAUGAACGAGACAAUCAAAUGUAUUAGAUUGAGAAAUUCCAUUUUACUCAAACGGAUCCAAAAGAGUGACGAUGAAACCUUAAAUGCUCAGCAUACGCAGCUGGUACAGUGA
Molecule: messenger RNA, 378 nt
Organism: Acanthoscelides obtectus
Lineage: Eukaryota; Metazoa; Arthropoda; Insecta; Coleoptera; Chrysomelidae
Source: the annotation of a GenBank genome assembly